Molecule: messenger RNA, 783 nt
Organism: Peronospora belbahrii
Lineage: Eukaryota; Oomycota; Peronosporomycetes; Peronosporales; Peronosporaceae
Source: the annotation of a GenBank genome assembly
AUGACAUUCCAAGGUAAUGAUAAUGCCUCAAAGCUUAAGGUUAGUAAGCCAUUGGCUGGUCUAUCGCGUCUACAACUAGAGCAAUUUAAAGAGAAAGCAGAGCAACGUGGUGUAGUAUACCUCUCUCGUGUUCCACCGUAUAUGAAACCUGAAAAACUACGGUCUCUGCUGGCAAAAUACGGUGAUCUGAAUCGGAUUUACCUUGUGCCAGAGGACAAGGUGCUACACAAGAAACGCGUGAGUACUGGUGGAAACCGUCGGCAAAAAUAUACAGAAGGAUGGAUUGAGUUUGAGGAUAAACAAGUGGCCAAACGCGUUGCCAAGAGACUCAAUACGACGCAGAUUGGUGGCCGUAAACGUGACUAUUACCAUGACGAUAUCUGGAAUCUCAAGUACCUCAAGGGUUUUAAAUGGGAUCAUUUGACGGAAAAAAUUGCAUACGAGAAUCGUAUUCGUGAUCAAAAGUUGCGCAUGGAAAUUGCGCAGGCCAAGAAGGAAAAUGAGGCAUACUUGGAACGUGUGGAUCAGUCAAAGCAGUAUGAAAUGAUGGAUGCACGCAAAGCGGACAAGAAAAAAAUGGACAAGGACGUGGAACAGAACCCUAUGCAACAAGUACGCCGUACGUUCUAUCAAAAGUUACCAAUGGAUAGUAAACACAAGCAAUCGUUGGGAGACAAAGACCUCGAAAAAGUCUUUGUUGCAAGCAAAAAAGAAGAAAAAACGCCGUAUUGCGUAGAAAGCGACAACUCAUUACGAGUACUGCAGAUCAUUUUUGUAGGAUAA